CAUCAGCCGCCACCUUCCCCUCAUCUCACACACCUGCAAAAACAGAAACAUAGUGAGAGAGAGAGAGAGAGGAGGUCGAAAGGAGAGGAAGCAAGAUGAAAGGCCAAAGCUCACAUGCAAGCCGAUCCCCAGAGUAAGUACUUCUGUUCAAUGAAACCAACUAGAGAGAUGAGCUCAGAAAGAGGGAAUGGUUGUGUAAGAGCAGAAGCAAUGAUGAAUAGAGUGCCCAUAUCGACUUGUCUCACAUGUGGCAAUCAAGGCUGGCCCGAAUGGUUAGUUUUCUGCAACAAGUGUCACGUCUACGCACUGCAUAGGUAUUGUUUAGAUGGGCCUGUAAUUAUUCAUGAUGCUGUUACGUGGUUUUGUGAGGAAUGUGAACUUGAGAAGCCACCGUCUCCUAUGCAGAACAAACCAUAGUGGUCAUCUCCUUUAGUUUGUUUAACUUUAAGCCACUUCUUUGUGUAAAACAUCAACAUCUAAAAAUAUUUCAUCAGCUAUAACUUGCCCUUUUGAGUGUGCUUUAAAAA
Neltuma alba is the source of this 527-nucleotide messenger RNA. RefSeq lists its product as uncharacterized. The record is from RefSeq and is a predicted model, not a curated record. The transcript has 3 exons. Lineage: Eukaryota; Viridiplantae; Streptophyta; Magnoliopsida; Fabales; Fabaceae. Gene Ontology annotation, molecular function: histone reader activity. Bases 115 to 417 code for a protein of 100 amino acids. Gene Ontology annotation, biological process: negative regulation of transcription elongation by RNA polymerase II.